AAAUGGCUUCGAAAAUUAUUUUGACUGUCGUAGCUUUGUUCGGAGUUGUGCAAUAUGCUUCGGCGUUCGAUUGCUCUCAAAUGAAGGAUCAUGCCGAAGAAAUUUCGAAGUGCUGCUCGGCUCCGUCCCCGUGGCCUGAGGCAGAAUUGAAGGAAUGCUUCCAAACCAAGUAUGAAGGAGGUGUAGAGGAUCAAGUGAUUUGUGCCGUUGAUUGUUCCCUGAAGAAGCUGGGCGUCAUGAAUGAGGCCGGAGAGCUCGAUAAGGCCAAAGCGCUGGAGUAUCCGGAAAAACAUCUGCAGGGUGAGUGGCGCGACACUUACAAGGCAACCAUCGAGGAAUGCUUCGGAAAGCUGGAACAGAUGAAAUCCAAGGCUGCGGAAGCGCAAGCAAACUUCAAGUGCCCGGUGCUACCGAUGUCGUUGCAUGUUUGCGUCUCGGAUAAGAUGUUCCACCGAUGCCCGAGCGAGCAUUGGCAUACAAGUCAAAUUUGCGAAGAUGUUAAGAAGCAUGAUUGCUUGGAGCGAGACUAGAGGUUGAGAUGUAUCCAUGAUAUAUCUCCUAAAUUUAUUGUUAACAUUUUGCCCAACCAUUGUUAGCCAUCAUUGAAUAAUAAAUAGAAUGUCACUACCUUGUUGUAAA
Molecule: messenger RNA, 639 nt
Organism: Uranotaenia lowii
Lineage: Eukaryota; Metazoa; Arthropoda; Insecta; Diptera; Culicidae
Exons: 5
Coding region: 3-530 (175 amino acids)
Molecular function (GO): odorant binding
Source: RefSeq, a predicted model, not a curated record